This is a messenger RNA of Ooceraea biroi (clonal raider ant), 1943 nucleotides long. RefSeq lists its product as uncharacterized. NCBI's taxonomy places the organism in Eukaryota, Metazoa, Arthropoda, Insecta, Hymenoptera, Formicidae. The record is from RefSeq and is a predicted model, not a curated record.
UAUUCUAUACAACUCAAUCUUCUAUUCUCACGGAAGAAAUACUGCAGGCCCCCCAUAAGUUCAUAUGGAGCACCACCAGCACCAUCGUCAUCCUACGGAGUACCAAAUGCAGGACCGUCUGAUUCUUAUGGUCCACCUGCAAAAUCGUAUGGUGCACCUUCUGAUUCAUAUGGUGCACCACCUCCACCUCCAUCAUCUUAUGGUGCACCACCGCCAUCAUCAUCGUACGGCGCACCCUCAUCAUCUUAUGGCGCGCCUUCCCAGAGUUACGGACCACCAUCUGGUGGUGGUGGAUCUUAUGAUCAUGGCGGUGGUGGUGAUUUCGGAGGAGGAUCCUUCGGCGGCGGUGAUCAUGGAUCCUUCGGCGGCGGUGAUCAUGGAUCCUUCGGCGGCGGUGAUCAUGGAUCCUUCGGCGGCGGUGAUCAUGGAUCCUUCGGCGGCGGUGAUCAUGGAUCCUUCGGCGGCGGUGAUCAUGGAUCCUUCGGCGGCGGUGAUCAUGGAUCCUUCGGUGGCGGUGAUCAUGGAUCCUUCGGUGGCGGUGAUCAUGGUUCUUUCGGUGGCGGUGAUCAUGGAUCCUUCGGUGGAUCUGGCGGAGGAGGAUCGUUCGGCGAUGAUCACCACGGUGGUGGCGGCGGCGGCGGCGGCGGAUCAUAUGGACCACCUUCGGGAUCGUACGGACCUCCAGCGCACGAUCAACCGAAAGGCGUAUGGAAAAAAAAAUUGGUGUGGAAGCCCGAAUGGAAACAGAUCUGGAAAACGGAGUCAAAAAUGACUUGGAAACAAGUGUGGAAGAAGGUGCAAGUACCAGUUUGGAAGGAAAUUCAAGUGCCCGCUUGGAAGGAAAUCCAAGUGCCGGCUUGGAAGAAAGUCCAAAAGCCUGUUUGGAAAGAAAUUCAAGUACCAGCCUGGAAAGAAGUCCAAGUACCAGCCUGGAAAAAGAUUUGGAAACCUGUAUGGAAGGAAGUUCAAGUUCCUGUGUGGAAAGAAGUUCAGGUACCUGAUUGGAAAAAGAUCUGGGUACCGGAGUGGGUUAAAAUCGGCAUACCGGGCGAGCAUAACGUGGGCAAGGAUCACCACGGUUGGCAGUAUACCAGUCACGGUCUCUGGAAAAAGAAGUUGAUAUGGAAACCGGUCUGGAAGAAAAUUUGGCGAACAGAAAAGAAGCAAAUUUGGGUAAGCGACAAGAAACUGGAAUGGAAGGCUGAGUGGAAACAAAUCUGGAAAACGGAAAAGAAGCAAAUUUGGGUAUCGGACAAAAAGUUGAUCUGGAAAGAGGAAUCGGUGCAAGUGUGGGUGCCUCAAAAGAAGCAGAUCUGGGUCACGCAGAAGAAGCAGGUGUGGAAAGACGAAUGGAAAAGCAAAUGGGUUCCGGUUUGGAAGGACGUGCAAGUACCGGCUUGGAAGAAGGUCUGGAAGCCCGUCUGGGAGAAAGUUUGGGUUCCCAUCGAAUCUCAUCACGACGACGAUCAUCAUGGUUACAAGUAGAUUAUCAUCAUCGAGGACCAUGUUCGGUCGACUCGAUUUUGCUUCUGUGUUUUUUUCGUAAUAUCCACAUAUACAGCCUAUAUAUAAAAAAAUCAAUCUAAAAUGUUAAUUGUCAACAUGAGCUGUUAACAAAGCUGAUCAAACUGUAUAAAUUACAAUAAUAACAAUUCUUCAGAAAUAGAUAUGCAUCUAUAGAGAAGAAAACAGGGAGGACUGACCAGUAGACGUAUAGCGCACAAAGAAGGAAAAGCUUGUAACUAACGAUUAGAAAGCAUCGCAACGAUGAGAUAUGCACGAGAGUGAAUGAUGAAAAUUUGCAAUUGAUUAUUUCGAUGACACGUUGCAUAUUUUUCAAACUCGAUGGUUCUUCGUAAAAUAUCGCAUGAGAAACAGAAAUAGUUGUACAUCAAAAUAUUAUCUACGUAGAAUAUAUCUUGAGAAAGCAAGAUGCAUGCUAA